AUGCGAGUGGUGAAGGAGUGGCGAACCUUGUUCGUGGGCGCGAACAACUCGGCGUUCGUGUUCGAUCUCGAUCGAACUCUAGAAUCCUCGACGGCUACGAAGAUAGACUGGAUGCCGGACUCGGUCGCCAAAAAGAAGUGCAGAUUGAAAGGGAAGGAAGAACACGACUGCCAAACCUACGUGAAAAUCGUAACUCCGGAUUUAACGAACGGUCGAGUGUUGAUCUGCGGAACCAACGCUCCGAAACCGAAGUGCAUUCAUGUAACGUCCGUCUUCGCGGAGGGUAGCCUGUACGCCGGGACGGUAGCCGAUUUCAACGGCAGGGAUUCCGCACUGACGAGGUCGAUGGGCAACGCCGUUCCUCUCAUAACCAAGAGGCACGAUUCGUUGUGGCUGAAUCACCCGAAAUUCGUCGGUUCGUUUGUAGACGGAAGAGAAGUGUUUUUCCUCUUCCGAGAAGUUUCCGUAGAAAACUGCGAGAAGAUUUACCGUUCGCGAAUCGCCCGCGUUUGCACCGACGACAAGGGAGGCAGAACGAUACUGGACUCCAGCUGGACGACUUUUCUGAAGGCGCGACUCGACUGUUCGUUCCGAGGGGAAUUUCCGUUUCGCUUCAACUACCUGCAGGACGUCGUGCGGACCGUCCGCGGGGGAAAGGUCUUCUACUACGCAGUUUUCACGACGGGGGAACACGAAAUAUCCGCCUCGGCCAUCUGCCGUUUCGGCCUCGACGACAUAAGGGACAACUUCGAAAGAGGUCCGUUCUUGCGACCGACGGCGCCUUGGGGACGCAUCCCGGACGAGGACGUUCCGGACAACAGACCGGGCGAUUGUUCGGUCGACUCGACUCUACUCUCAUACGAAGAUCUAAACUUCGUGAAAUCGCACCCGUCGCUGUACGAACCGGUCGGAAGUGGGGACCCGCUCUUUACGCUCGUUCGACAAAACUACAGGUUGAAGACGUUGACCGUGACUGAGACCG
Messenger RNA from Anneissia japonica, 982 nucleotides. Its product is annotated as semaphorin-1A-like. The transcript has 2 exons. The annotation marks the transcript as partial. Gene Ontology annotation, biological process: negative regulation of axon extension involved in axon guidance; axon guidance; semaphorin-plexin signaling pathway. The record is from RefSeq and is a predicted model, not a curated record. Lineage: Eukaryota; Metazoa; Echinodermata; Crinoidea; Comatulida; Comatulidae. Gene Ontology annotation, molecular function: chemorepellent activity; semaphorin receptor binding.